AUGGUGAAGUGGUACGAGGUACAACCCGACCGUAGCGAUUCUGGCAGCUAUCCCGACAUUGAUGGCUUUGACAUCGAUGCAGAAGGCGAGACGCUUGUCAAGACCCUGAUGAGUAUCAGGAAGAAGAGGAAUUUCAGUCUCCAUAUCGAAUUGGUUCAACAGGAGGUCAGGUUAAACUUGUGGGUCCCGUGGAUCGAACUCCUGAGACCUGUUCUCCAGGCAUAUGAACGCGAAGGAGGGCAUUUGCGUUUCAAAUGGGGGCAUCCGUUUAACAGGUACGACGACAUAGAGUUUGACCUCACCGAGGUGCUCAGAGAUACGAGUGGAAGUGAACAGUGGAGGCAAGAUGCGAGAGAAUAUCUGGACAGUCUGGAUGACUAUAUCCUCAAGGAAUAUCACGAGGAUCCGUGGAUCGCAUUUUCGGAACGCCAUUACCUUAUCGAGAAUGAGCCAGAUUAUGACCCCAAGAAUUAUGCUCAUCCUGCGCUCAACACUCCGCCCGGCUUCUAUCCUGAUUCAUCAGAAUAUAGCGAUAGCGAAGAUGAUAGCGAAGACGAUAGCGAAGAUGAUGCUAGUCAAGACGAUGCUGGCGAAGACGACCCCAGCGAAGAGGACUCAAGCGCAGACGACGCUAGCGAAGACGAUGUCAACGCGGACGAUGCUGGCGAACAUGUCUCUACUGCCGCAGUCUCUACUACAGAUUAA
This is a messenger RNA of Alternaria ethzedia, 705 nucleotides long. RefSeq lists its product as uncharacterized. The record is from RefSeq and is a predicted model, not a curated record. The transcript has 3 exons. Lineage: Eukaryota; Fungi; Ascomycota; Dothideomycetes; Pleosporales; Pleosporaceae. Bases 1 to 705 code for a protein of 234 amino acids.